GCUCACUGCACAGCGAACACGGAACUACUGUUAGCGCUCCAUCUCUGUACAGAGAAGAGGCGUGAACGUAUUCUGGAAAACCAAACACCUAAUCAUUUCUGGGCUGACUGGUGUUUUAUUCGUCGUUAAUGAUGUUCCGCUUGCGGGUGUUGUCCGCAGUUUCGGUGGGGUUGGUGCAGGCGUCCCGCCGUUACCACAGUGGUGCAGUGCGAGGGACCAGCAGGAGGAGGCUGAUGCUGGCAGCCUUGGCUGGGGUAACUGGUGUGUCUGCUAGCGCUGGACUUCUUUGGACAAGAGCAUACGCUGAUGCAGGACCCUCUGUUCAACACUCUGAGCAAGCAAGUCGAGGGGAAGCUGAUUUUGUGAAAGAUACAGACCCAGAGACAGACUCAGAGAAAUCGUUGGAGUCCAGCUGUGGAGAUGAAGAUUCAAAAGAUGAAGGUGGAGAGGGAAGAAAAAAGAAGCCACGCUUAGGAUUCCGUGACCGCAAGGUGAUGGAGUAUGAGAACAGAAUAAGGGCUUAUUCAACUCCAGACAAGAUUUUCCGUUACUUUGCCACACUGAAAGUCAUCAGCGAGCAUGGGGAUGCUGAGGUCUACAUGACACCCCAGGACUUCAUACGCUCCAUCACACCCAAUGAGAAGCAACCUGAGAAUCUAGGCCUGGAUCAGUUCAUUGUGAAGCGCUAUGAUGGGAAGGACUUCUGGCAGACGGAGAAAAUUGCCCAGGAGAGGGAGAAGUUUGCAGAUGAGGACAGCAUAUUUUACUCACUGGGAGAAUGUGGCCUUAUCUCCUUUUCUGACUACAUCUUCCUCACCACUGUGCUCUCAACUCCCCAAAGGAACUUUGAGAUUGCAUUCAAGAUGUUUGAUCUGAAUGGCGAUGGAGAGGUGGACCUGGAAGAGUUUGAACAGGUCCAAAGCAUCAUUCGAUCCCAGACCAGCAUGGGUAUGCGCCACCGUGACCGGUCCACCACAGGCAACACCUUGAAGACAGCCGGCUGCAGCUCUGCACUCACCACCUACUUCUUUGGAGUGGACUUGAAGGGAAAACUUACUAUUGGCAGCUUUCUGGAGUUUCAAAGGAAACUUCAGCAUGACGUGCUCAAACUAGAGUUUGAGAGGAACGAUCCUAUGGAUGGCAGAAUCACAGAGAGACAGUUUGGGGGUAUGCUGCUGGCCUACAGUGGCGUCCAAUCUCGUAAACUCAAGCAGAUGCAGAAGGGCUUGAAGAAAAUGUUUAAGGAUGCACAGGGAAUCACAUUUGAGGAGGUGGAGAACUUCUUUACUUUCCUAAAGAAUGUGAAUGACGUGGACACAGCUCUGAGUUUCUACCACAUGGCUGGAGCGUCGAUAGAUAAAGCUACCAUGAAGCAGGUGGCCCGCACUGUAGCCAAAGUGGAGCUGUCGGAUCACGUGUGUGACGUGGUGUUUGCUCUGUUCGACUGUGAUGGGAAUGGAGAGCUCAGUAAUAAGGAGUUCAUAGCCAUCAUGAAGCAGCGACUGAUGCGUGGGCUGGAGAAACCUAAGGACAUGGGCUUCACUCGCUUGGUGCGUGCCAUGUGGAAGUGCGCCCAGGAUACGGCCUGGGACUUUGUCUCACCAAAAACGUAAUGGAGAGCAGAGACAACACGUGAGAGAGAGAGAGAGAGAGAUGGGCGCUUUCAUUCUGCAGGUUUCAACAAUUCAAACAAAAUAACUAAUUAAGACUGCAACUGGGAGUGGCGUAAUUAAUCAUUUUUGCAUGUCCCUGUAGUUCAUGCCAUCAUUAUAGUGAGGCAUAAUGUGAGGGAAGCAUCCUGACUCAGUCUCCUGUCUAAGGCAUUAUUAUGGGUAUUUGUAUAUUUUACAAUAUACAGUGUAUGUUUAUUUUUCCAUGUUCUGGAAAAGAAUGCAGCAUCAGCUCUUUAACCAUGCAGCUGUUUGGAAAACACUAAAAACACUAGUGUCUGUUUGUACAACAGCAAAAUGCAAAACUGGAAGAGGAGUCGGUCUUAAUAAAGCUGCAUCUGACUGUUUAAUACUGACUGCAGACCCUCUGUGAUGUUUGUUUUGAGACAGAAUGGGCUGCACCUCUUCCUCCAGUCUUUAGCUCCACAUCCCUCUGUAGUCCUCUCUCUGUCCCAUAAAAGAUCAGUAAUGCUCAUCUUAUCCUGCAGUGUUCAAAGUGUGUAUUCUAAUUAUUAUUGCUCACUGAAAUACUUUAUAUAAGAUGUAUGUUCAAAGAAAUGUUCUAUUAAAGAUGUUUUAAUAUUA
Molecule: messenger RNA, 2255 nt
Organism: Melanotaenia boesemani (Boeseman's rainbowfish)
Lineage: Eukaryota; Metazoa; Chordata; Actinopteri; Atheriniformes; Melanotaeniidae
Gene: micu1
Product: mitochondrial calcium uptake 1
Exons: 14
Coding region: 129-1613 (494 amino acids)
Biological process (GO): calcium import into the mitochondrion; mitochondrial calcium ion homeostasis
Cellular component (GO): uniplex complex
Molecular function (GO): calcium ion binding
Source: RefSeq, a predicted model, not a curated record